AUGCAGCUCCCGGCUGUGCCGGGCGCGCUCGCCCCCUCCUUGCUGGCCAUCCCCGUGGCCUUCAGCAUCAACGGGGCAACCGCCUUGGAAGACAGCCCACUGGUGCUGAUGCUGACGGGGGUGCUGGUGCUCACUGGCCUCAUCUCCAUCGUCCUUAUAAGCGGAGGGAGCCACUUCCAGGACCCCUUUUACUGUGUGUUUGUGCUCUUCUCCUUCACCUCCGCUGUGGACUUGAUCAUCUCGCUGGAGGAAGAUGGUUUCAUCUCUGGCUUCGUGGAGCUCUUUGUCAGAGAGGGUCAUCCCUACCUGCGCACGGCACACGGCAUCAUGAUCUGUUACUGGGAUGGCAUCGUCCACUACGGGCUCUACCUUGCCAUGAUCACAGCCAUCAGCCAGAGGAAGAGCUACAGGAGCCUGGGUCUCUUCUGGCUGGGCUCUCUGAUGAUGAGCAUCAUUGUUUUCCUGCUGGGGAACCUGAUAGGGAAAUACAGCUCGGAGCUCAGCCCUGCCUUCCUGCUCAACCUGCCCUACGUCCUCAUCCCCAUCUGGGCUGGGGGGAGGCUCUUCCAGCAGCCCAAGGCCCUGCCCUGCCUCAGCCCCGAGAAGGUGGCAGAGGAGCAACGCAAACACCUGUACCAGCGGCCGCAGGACGUGGGGCUGAUCCUGGUCCUGCUCCUCACCGCUGCCUUCACCUUCUUCAGGGGGAUGGUGGUUUUGGACUGUCCUGCUGAUUCAUGCUUCGAGUACAUCUACCAGCACGAGCCGUACCUGCGCGACCCCGUCGCCUACCCCAAAGUGCAGAUGCUGAUCUACUUGUUCUACGUCCUCCCUUUCUUCUGCCUCUGUAUCUACGGGCUGGUGCUUCCCGGCUGCUCCUGCCUGCCCGACUGGAGCCUGGUGUUUGCCGGCGCCGUGGCACAGAUGCAUCCCCGAGGUCCCUGGGCUGCUGGCCCAGCAGCUCUGCUGCUCCUUGCCAGUGUUCUCACCUCCGACCCGCUGCCCAGCGCCCGGGGACGCAAGAAGGUGGUUCACGUCAUGGAGGGUGACAGCGGGGCCGUGGUGGUGCAAACAGCCCCGGGGAAGGUGGUGACACACCGAGGUGGCACCAUCAUCCUCCCCUGCCGCUACCACUACGACGUGUCCGCCCACGACCCCGCCGAGAUCCGCCUGAAAUGGACCAAAGUGACGGAGCCCAUGGCCUUCGUGGACGUCUUCGUGGCGCUGGGCAAGGCCCGGCGGGCGUUCGGCAGCUACCGGGGCCGCACGGCGCUGCAGGAGGACGGAGCCGGGGACGCCUCGCUCAUCAUCCGCAACGUCACCCUGCAGGACUACGGCCGCUACGAGUGCGAGGUCACCAACGAGCUGGAGGAUGACACUGGCAUGGUCAAGCUGGACCUCGAAGGCGUGAUCUUCCCCUACCACCCGCGCCUGGGGCGCUACACCCUGAACUUCCACGAGGCGCAGCAGGCGUGCCUGGAGCAGGACGGGAUCCUGGCCUCCCACGACCAGUUGCACCAGGCCUGGCUGGAGGGGAUGGACUGGUGCAACGCGGGCUGGCUGGAGGACGGCUCGGUGCAGUACCCCAUCUCCCGGCCGCGGGAGGAGUGCGGCCGCAAGGACACGCCGGUGGGAGUCCGCAACUACGGGUACCGGCACAAGGAGACCGAGCACUACGACGCCUUCUGCUUCACCUCCAACCUCAACGGCAAAGUCUACUUCCUGAAGACCUACCGCAAGCUCAGCUACCCCGAGGCGGUGCAGGCCUGCAAGAACAACGGGGGGGCGGUGGCCAAGGUGGGGCAGCUCUACAGCAGCUGGAGGUUCAUGUGA
This is a messenger RNA of Chaetura pelagica (chimney swift), 1830 nucleotides long. It is a transcript of the gene HAPLN4, whose product is annotated as hyaluronan and proteoglycan link protein 4. NCBI's taxonomy places the organism in Eukaryota, Metazoa, Chordata, Aves, Apodiformes, Apodidae. The transcript is spliced from 14 exons. Bases 1 to 1830 code for a protein of 609 amino acids. The record is from RefSeq and is a predicted model, not a curated record. Gene Ontology annotation, molecular function: hyaluronic acid binding. Gene Ontology annotation, cellular component: endoplasmic reticulum membrane; endoplasmic reticulum-Golgi intermediate compartment membrane. Gene Ontology annotation, biological process: cell adhesion; regulation of lipid metabolic process; lipid homeostasis.